Molecule: messenger RNA, 1608 nt
Organism: Candoia aspera
Lineage: Eukaryota; Metazoa; Chordata; Lepidosauria; Squamata; Candoiidae
Product: arf-GAP with dual PH domain-containing protein 1-like
Exons: 12
Coding region: 252-1388 (378 amino acids)
Biological process (GO): positive regulation of GTPase activity
Cellular component (GO): plasma membrane; intracellular membrane-bounded organelle; cytoplasm
Molecular function (GO): phosphatidylinositol bisphosphate binding; phosphatidylinositol-3,4,5-trisphosphate binding; GTPase activator activity
Source: RefSeq, a predicted model, not a curated record
GGUCUCCUGUGCUGCAGCACUGCUGGCACUUGAGUCUAACUCCCUUCAGCCUGAACUUGCUUUGUAUUACAAAGGCCAUCUAUCCUGAUCAAGUUGCCUUGCAGGGACACUGACUGUUAUUUCCGUGUGGCUCUUUCUCUCCCUUGCAAAAAAGAAAAGGAAGGAAAACCUACCUCUCUACUUCUGGCUCCUGUACAUGUGGUGGACAGAAAAAAAAGGCCCUGCUCUGCCUUCAAAAGCAGUCCAGAAAAAUGGCUGCAGAAGAUGAGAAAAAUGCAAACCUUCUCCAGGAAGUUUGGAAGAGAGAAGAAAACGCCAUGUGUGCAGAUUGUGGACAGCCUGAUCCUAGCUGGGUCUCCUGUACUUUGGGUGUCUUCAUCUGCUUUGAAUGCUCAGAAAUACACCACAAGAUCCCUAACAUAAGUGAAGUGAAGUCAAUAAGGAAGGAUCACUGGGAGGAAAGCCAGGUGCAGUUUCUAGCCCAGCAUGGGAAUGCACUGGUCAAAGCAACAUAUGAGGCUCAUGUUCCUGUUUAUUAUUACCGCCCAGCUUACAGCGACAGCCAAGUCCUGAGAGAGCAGUGGAUACGAGCCAAGUAUGAACGGAAGGAAUUCCUGGAGCCAAAGAAAGAACUUCUUUAUUCCAAUGGACUGAAGGAUGGGAUCCUGUGGAAACGAGGCCGAGAUAAUGGGCUGUAUCAGCCACGCAGGUUUCUUCUGUCUGAGAAAGAGAGAAGUCUCAAAUAUUUCAUCAAACUGGAUGCAAAAGAACCCAAAAUGGAAGUUAAAAUUGACACUGUCAAUGCCAUGUUCCAGCCAGAGAAGAUGAGGCAUUCCAAUGGCUUGCAGAUCACUUACGUUAAACAUAACAAAACUCGCAACAUCUUUGUUUAUCAUGAGAAUGGGAAGGAAAUUGUGGACUGGCUCAAUACAAUCCGUGCUGUAAAAUUCCAGCACCUGAAAGUUGCCUUUCCUGGUGCUAGUGAUGAAGAGCUGAAAACCCGGCUGACACAGAAUUUCCUGAGAGAAGGUUAUAUGGAAAAAACUGGACCCAAGCAGAAAGAGUGUUUCAAGAAGCGCUGGUUCAGUUUGGAUCACCGAAGGCUGAUGUACUUCAAAGAUCCUUUGGAUGCUUUUGCUAAAGGUGAGGUUUUCCUGGGCAGUGAGGAACAAGGGUAUACUGUCAUGAAAGGAUUGCCAUGUGCCAUGCAGGGUAGGUUCACCUGGAAACAUGGCAUAAUUAUUGUAACUCCUGAUCGCAAGUACAUCUUCACCUGUGAGACUGAGAAAGAUCAGGAGGAAUGGAAAGCUGUCUUCAGCCACGUGAUGGAGCAGCCCAUGACACCCCAGGAAUAUGCAGUUGAAGCUAAUUUCAAGCUCAAACAUUAACAUCUCUGAGGAUGACGAUACCAAUGUGAGACCCAGCCAGUUUUCUGCUGCCAAUAUCUUCACCGGCUUCCUAUCCAAAUGACAUGAAAAUUUUAGGUAUUCUAUGAUGCCCCAAUCAGAAGUUGCAAGACAUAUUCAGACCACAUGCCAUCCUCUAUUCCCCGCUAUGGGGUUAUUAAAGCUCCUCAGAAUUGCUUCAUUAAAAUUUUGUGGCAAAAUG